Molecule: messenger RNA, 3563 nt
Organism: Acipenser ruthenus (sterlet)
Lineage: Eukaryota; Metazoa; Chordata; Actinopteri; Acipenseriformes; Acipenseridae
Product: protein FAM117A-like
Exons: 8
Coding region: 458-1606 (382 amino acids)
Source: RefSeq, a predicted model, not a curated record
GUUGUCAGUUUUGGGCAAAGUGAACAGUGAGGAAGAGGUAGUAGUGGGGAUGGGGGAGUAUAGUUAUUAAUAGUUUGUGUAUACAUAAUUAAUUAAUUCAUAAGGCAAUGUUUAAACUGACUGCACUGUACCCCGUCCGUGCGAUUUUGAAAGUCAAAGUUGAAUCCCGGGCCGGAAUACAAUAUUAAAAGUACUAUUAUCCUCACAAAAGAAUUACUUUGUGAACCGUACUAUACUGAACUGAAGUGUGUAUGACGUAUCGGUUAAUCGACACUGUAACUUCGCUAUUUUAACAGUUUGAAUUUUUUUUUUUACUUUUCUCGAGAAAUUUGAGAAAAAUUGAAUGUUUUUUGUUAGUUCCAAGGGGGUUUUCUUUUGUUAGAAUCUCGUGUUUUUUUUUUUUUUUUGAACCACCGACAAAGGUGGCAGUGUGUUUUGGUGACGGCUAGUCGAUUACAUGUCGGGCAGAAACGGUGUGGUGGUGGUCCGUGGGGGAGGUUCGGGGUUACAGCCGCUGAGGGCCACAAUCCCCUUCCAGCUCCACAAACAACAGACUGGCAACAGGGAAUACAGCCGGGCAGGUACUACUGCUGGUGAGAAGACCAAAUCUCGCCCACCAAAGCCGAGAAUCAGACGCACCCUGUCUUUGGACACCAUCGUGGGCCCUUAUUUGCAGGGGCAGUGGCCAAGGGAGCUGGAAGGAUACGACCUGUACUUGAAUGACAAGGCUACUCAGACCCCCAGCUUUUGGUUUGAGGAUUCCCCUGGAAGGAAAGGCUCCAGCACCCACAAACGUUCUGCGUCCUGGGGCAGUGUGGAGCACCUACGGGAGAUUGCCAAGCUGAAGCAGCAGCGGAGCAGGCAGAGUGUGAGGAGCGGGUGGGAGAGAGAGCGCCACCCCCCUCUCCCUGGACACCACAGCCUCAGCACAGCGCAGGUGCCCUGCCUCCCGGGCCCCCAGACCCCCCUGUCUAGGCUGACCCCCCGUCUGCGUCGGAGUGUGGAGGGACUGAGCCUGGAGCUGGAGGGAGUCUUUGUGAAACAGCAGGCUGAGAAGGAGAUCGGCAGAAUCCUGGAUAUCCCCGAUGGUCACCGCGCUCCAGUCCCUGCCCAGCACUACAGCAGUGGCUGUCGGAGCGAGUCCUCCCCUGCACACCUGUCCCCCUCCCCCUCCCCCUCGCCCUGCCUUGGCCCUGUGAGGGACACUGCUCCAGAUCUGGACAGAGGUGCAGUGUCAUGCAGCAGCCUCUGCAGCGCCUCUCCCCCAGACAGUGGCUGCCCCUCUCCUGUGCUUCUCUUCUCCUCCUCCCCCAGACCCAACAACAGCUACAGCUUCAAGAGGGAGCCUCCUGAAGGGUGCGAGCGAGUGCGUGUCUGCGAGGAGACCAAACCUCCCUGCCUCAGCCAGGAUUUCCUGCACUCCUGUCCUGACAAAAACAAGGUGAACUUCAUCCCCACGGGCUCCGCCUUCUGCCCAGUCAGCCUCCUCAAGCCCCUCCUCCCCUCCAUGGACUUCCUGUUCCGCAGCCUCUCCGUUUCCCCAAGCGGGGGUGGUGCAUCCUGUCCGGCGGGGGCUGCGGGCGGCUACCUGGGUCCGGCCAUGUGAACCAGCUAUUCCAGCACAUGGGAGGGAUCACGAGGAGCCUACUGUCCAGCAAAGAGGCAGAGGAUACUACACUACGGCCAGCUCUGUCUGAGCACAGAACUGGGGGCUGACGAGCCUCAUUUGAGGCAUCAGAGUAUAAAUGCACUUAGCUGUUUUUUUACAUGUAUUGUUGAAGCAGGAAAGGGGAGAGAGAGAGGGAAUCUGUGUCGACGCAGAUACACUCAUCUUUCCUUGAUCAACAUUUUAGAACUUCAAGAGGUACAGAACAAUGCAGCAGGCUUGUGGGUUGUCUUUCUCCCCAAUCUGCCCACAAGUCAAAUGACAAAUAUGACCUGAUCUAAAACGCAGCUAGCAAGGGUAGUGGGGUCUUCCAGCACUUAGUGUUAUACAUAAAAUAGUUUCUGUUGUAUUUUCUCCAAGUCUCUUAAAUGUCAAUUGGGGUAGAAGGGGGGUGAGGAGAAUACCAGUACCAUUUCAGAUGGAUUGUCAAAACCAUUUUGUAUAGACUGCAGUAACUAGCUAUACCGAACAUGGUUAUAUGCACAGCACAUGUGUACAUUGUAUUUGUCUUUUACGUCGGUGUCACAUUUUUAUUCAUAGCCUAACCCCCCUCUCCCCAAGCCAGUACUUGUUAUGAAAUAGUGCUUACUGGCUCAUCAUUUUUCUAUCUGGUUUGUUGGUAUGAGAACUGAAUAUCACCUAAAGAAAAGUGCAUGUUUUUUUUUUAAAAUGUGCUGAUCAGUAAUUCAGUGUAAAAUUCCCAUUGCAGCCAAGCUACUGAUGCUCUUUCUACUCCACCAAAGUCAAGUACUUUUGAUGCACGCCUUUGUGGCUACUGUUACUUGGUUCUAAAGCUUAUUUGGGGAAAGCUUAUCAAAUAACUGACAAUGUUACAAAAUGUAUGUAAGGCUGUAAAAGAUAUGCAUUGUCCACUGGCUAGGUAUUGCUUGAUGCCACUAGUGAAGAGAAAUUUGUAUAGAUUCCUGUUAAUAUUUUGCACUUGUUAACAAGGUUAUAGUUUGCAUGUGGUUGAAAUAGGUGUGUUAAUUCACAGUUCACUGCAUAUGCUUUUGAAAGCAGGAAGGUUAAAUGCUCAUUUACAUUAGAUGAAAGGUGUCUUACUGGCAGAAUAUUCCUGUGCUGUUUUAAGUCCUUGGUGUUUUGAGUCCAGUGACAGAUUUGAUAUACCGUAUGCUUUUCAAAUAUAAAUACAAAUCUGUUUCGAGCCAGCUAGCAAUGUAAUUGUUUUCAUACACAGCACUGUUUAAUUCUGUGGUCCCUUCUCGAUUUAGUUUAAUAUGCAUUGCUUCUACUCUCCUUAACUGGAAACUUGCAUUACAUCAUUUAACUUUCCCCUUGGCUGUUUGCACAUGGGAAGCCUUUAACUUCUAACACUCCAAUGAUACAUUCAGAGGUAAAACUAGAAGGAAUUCAAUCCUAUAGACAAAUGUUUUAACGAUUGCCUUAAUCCAUGAUUUACAAAGUGGCCCUGCUAGUCAGCCAUUGAUUCACUGGUUGAUUUUGGAUUCUAGCACAAUGUGUGAGUGUGUUUGAACUUCAUGCUCGUCCCAUCUGUGCUGGGGUUAAGAACUACAAAGAUGACCAACAUGAACGGUGAUCUAUGUUUGAAAUCCUGUUAAAAGGACCGAAACGUGCCCUGGCAGCAUAUACCCGAUAUGCAGCAUGGCUGGGGAAUGAAGAUCGGGGUCUUUGUUUCCUGUGUGCUAUUCACUUUUUAAAUGAGGUGUACUAAACAAUUCCUCAAGUGAGUACAAGACUCCUCCAAAGUAAUCCUUAUUUUAACAUGAGAAGCUGUCACACAGUGACCCUUCUGUAAACAUCGGAUGAAAGCAAUGCACAAACAAUACAAAACUGAGCACUUUCAUUGGGCCUGGCAGGUAACAGCAGUUCCCACAAAUAAAAGCUUUACAAAUGUUAGAUUUUUUUUUUUUUUUUU